Messenger RNA from Melozone crissalis (California towhee), 768 nucleotides. Its product is annotated as olfactory receptor 14J1-like. Bases 1 to 768 code for a protein of 255 amino acids. Gene Ontology annotation, cellular component: membrane. Gene Ontology annotation, molecular function: olfactory receptor activity. The transcript has 3 exons. Gene Ontology annotation, biological process: G protein-coupled receptor signaling pathway. NCBI's taxonomy places the organism in Eukaryota, Metazoa, Chordata, Aves, Passeriformes, Passerellidae. The record is from RefSeq and is a predicted model, not a curated record.
AUGGAUAGGGGGAGGUUGAAAUGUGCAGACGCAGGAAAUGUCCAACAGCAGCUCUAUCAGGCACUUCCUCCUGAUGGCAUAGCAGACAUGCGGCAGCUGCAGCUCCUGCACUUCUGCCUCUUGCUGGACAUCUCUCUGGCUGCCCUCCUAGGCAACAGCCUCAUCAUCAGUGCCACCAUCAUGUGCUACGACCGCUACGUGUCCAUCUGCAAACUCUUGCACUACAGGACCCUCCUGGGCAGCAGAGCUUGUGCCCACAUGGCAGCAGCUGCCUGGGCCAGUGGCUUUCUCACUGGUCUUCUGCACACAGCCAAUACAUUUUCCCUGCCCCUGUGCCAUGGCAAUGUCCUUGGCCAGUUCUUCUGUGAGGUGCCCCAGAUUCUCAAGCUCUCCUGCUCCCACUCCAAACUCAGAAAAAUUUGUAUUUCAUUGCUUGGUGUCUGUUUAGGUUUUGGUUGUUUUGUGUUCAUUGUUUUCUUCUAUGUGCAGAUCUUCAGGGCUGUGCUGAGGAUCCCCUCUGAGCAGGGACAGCACAAAGCCUUUUCCACCUGCCUCCCUCAUCUGGUUGUGGUCUCCCUGUUUAUCAGCACUGCCUUUUUUGCCUACCUGAAGCCCCCCUCUAUCUCCUCCCCAUCCCUUGAUCUGGCCCUGUCAGUUCUGUACUCGGUGGUGCCUCCAGCCCUGAAUCCCCUCAUCUACAGCCUGAGGAACCAGGAGCUCAAGAAUGGUCUGAGGAAAAUUAUAACAAAUGAUUUUCAGAAGCAAUAA